Theileria parva strain Muguga is the source of this 1314-nucleotide messenger RNA. It is a transcript of the gene ATG18A, whose product is annotated as Autophagy-related protein 18a. Gene Ontology annotation, biological process: protein lipidation; nucleophagy; protein localization to phagophore assembly site. Bases 1 to 1314 code for a protein of 437 amino acids. Gene Ontology annotation, molecular function: protein binding; phosphatidylinositol-3,5-bisphosphate binding; phosphatidylinositol-3-phosphate binding. Gene Ontology annotation, cellular component: phagophore assembly site membrane; cytosol; extrinsic component of membrane. The record is from RefSeq and is a predicted model, not a curated record. Lineage: Eukaryota; Apicomplexa; Aconoidasida; Piroplasmida; Theileriidae. The transcript is spliced from 5 exons.
AUGUCUUUUAAUGAUGCUAGAUUUAAUCAGGAUGGAACUUGCAUAUGUGUGGCCAAUGAUCAUGGAUUCAAAAUCCUAAAUACUAAUCCGCUAGUUAUCACCUGUGAUCGAGAUUUGCGCAAUAAGAAUGUUGGAAGUAUCGGAAUCGCAGAGAUGUUGUAUAGGUCCAAUUUAUUGGCAUUGGUGGGAAAUGGAGAAUAUUAUGACAUUCGCAAAGGUGCAAUGAGAUCAGUUCAUAAGUUCAUUAAGCCCUGGAAACAAAAUGUUGUUACAGUUUGGGACGAUAAAAAACAUGUUGAGGUCGUUCAACUUGUUUUUAAUGAUUCUAUACUCAACAUCAAACUCAUGCAUGAUAUGUUGGUUGUGGUAUUGAAAUAUAGAGUCUAUGUGUAUCAAAUGAGUGAUGUAAGUCUAUUGGAUUGUUCAAGCACCAUAUAUAACUUGUUGGGUAUUGUUUCAACUUCAAGUUCCAAGUCCUUAAACAUUAUCGCUUAUCCUGGUAAGCUGAGGGGCACUGUGAUUGUCCAAUUAUAUACGAAAUUGAAAGGAAAAUCAGUAUUUUCAGAAGAAGAUGAGCUUUUUUCAUCAGAACAAAACCGUGAAACCCCUGUAAAUUGUAUGGAAACGUUUGAUUUGAGUGAAGUUUUAGAGUCGGGUGAAGAGGUUGGAGGUUAUAAAAAAGUAGUGUUGAAGAUGAAAUUACAUAGAAGUGAGAUUACAGCCGUAGGUUUAAGCCCUAACGGAUAUCUGCUGGCUACGAGUUCUCAGGAGGGACAAUUUAUUAAGUUAUUUGACACUUUAUCUGGUGAAUUGAUUCAAGUGUUUCGUAAAACAAAUCGCUUUGGCCGAGUUACAAAGUGUUUAAUCGAUAAAGAUUCAAGAUGGUUGGCAGUGGUUACUGACCGUCCGAAACUAUAUGUGUAUGAAAUUGAUCAGGAAGCGAUUAGGGAUUGCGAAUUUGGAAACCAACGCCGUAAAGUCAACUUUGCAAAUUCGUGUAUUGUUGAUAUUAAUAAUGAUCAUUCCAACGUGGGAAAGUACUUUAAAAUGUAUAAAUAUUCAAUGACUAACCCCGCAACAAAAUGUGGAUAUGAUAAAUUUUGCAAUAAAAUCGUUAAUAAAACAGUUAUGCUAUUAAAUUCUUUCACAUACAUUUGUUCAUACAGACCUAUGAAUAAGGAGAAUAUAUUGGAUUGUGCAUUUAUGGAGGGCGAAAGUAUGGGCGUGGUAUUGCAGAGCGGAAAGGCUCUUAAGCUCUACUUUAACCCAUGCAAAUCAACUCAAUUGAAAGUCCUCUUUUAUCAUUAUCUUUAA